AGAUGUCAAACUGGUAUUUGAACUAAACUCGAAAGAAGUGCUAUAAUCCAAACAAAACGAUAAAAUAUUUAUUUAAUUUCUCAAUUAAAAAUUAAAUAAUUAUAAAAUAUUGCAACUGAAACAUGAAACUCGGUUGUAAAAGCAUAUUUACAGUGUUGUCAAAGCAUUCAAUAAAAUCCCGAUCAUUUCACGAUGUCCGAGUCCGUUUUGCACCUAGUCCAACAGGAUAUCUUCAUCUUGGCGGGCUUCGCACAGCAUUGUACAAUUACUUGUUCGCCUUGAAGAACAAAGGUAAAUUCAUUCUCAGAAUUGAAGAUACCGAUCAAAGCCGGCUUGUCGCCGAUGCUUCCAAGUCAAUUAUUGAAGAUCUAAGAUGGUCGGGUAUUGUUAUUGACGAAGGUCCUAUAGUUGGUGGAAACUUUGGUCCAUAUAUCCAAAGUGAACGUUUACAUAUUUAUAAUGAUGCAAUCCAACAAUUACUUGGAGAUGGUUCAGCAUACCGGUGUUAUUGUUCGGAGACUAGACUUGAUUUAUUGCGUAAAGAAGCUCUUAAACAAAGACAAAUACCAAAAUACGACAACAAAUGUCGUCAUCUUACGCUAUCCGAAAUCAAAGAGAAACAAUCCAACAAAGUUCCAUACUGUAUACGUUUUAAAUUAGAAGACUUUAACGAUCCUGUUGAGGAUUUAGUUUAUGGAAAUGUUUUUGUGAAUAGCAGUAAGCAUGAAGGUGAUCCUGUGAUUAUAAAAUCUGAUGGAUUUCCGACAUAUCAUUUUGCAAAUGUCGUUGAUGAUCAUCACAUGAAAGUUUCUCAUGUUUUUCGUGGUGUUGAAUGGCAAACUUCAACUCCAAAGCAUUUACUGCUUUACAAAGCAUUUGGUUGGAAUCCUCCAAAGUACGGCCAUUUACCUCUAUUGAUUAAUGCUGACGGUACUAAAUUAAGCAAGCGCCAAGGUGAUAUAAGCAUAAACAAAUUUCGAGAUAGUGGUAUUUAUCCUCUAGCCUUAGCCAAUUAUGUGAUGUGUGCCGGAGGAGGGUUUCAAAAGGAACAAUCCCUUAAACCUACAUUAGAAACGUUAGAAUCGCUCUCGAAGAUGUUUAAUAUAGAAAACCUAAACUCACAUCCUGGUAGAUUAAAUCCCGAUUUAUUAAACGAUUUCAACAAUUUAGAAAUCAGAAGAAAACUUUCAAAUGAAAACGAAACAGAUGAGUUAGUUGAAAUAGUUCGAAGUAUGGUGCGUUCGAAAUAUCCAGAGAGAAAUAUCGAUCUUGAUGCAUCUUAUACAAAGAACAUCUUAAAUUGGUCGGCGCAGAGGCUGUCAACUUUAUCCGACCUAACAUCAGAGAAUUUCAAUUUUCUUUGGACUGAUGGCAAUGUUGUGAAUUCAACCGAAUUAUCGAAGGAUCAGAUAGAUGAACUCAUAGGCAGUUUGGACAAAAUAGAGUUUACAAAGAAAAAUAUACAAACAACAUUAAAAUCAUAUUCAGGGAAAACGCAAAUUAAAUUUCCAGUUUUGAUGAAAACACUGCGCACAUCUCUAAGUGGACUUAAGGAAGGUCCAGGUGUUGCAGAAGUAAUGGAAAUUUUUGGAAAAGAAGAAUCACUGCGGAGAAUACGAUCUAAUUUAAAUUCCAGUAAUGCUUGAGUGUAAAUAAAACAAAAAAACAAUUACAGAAUGAUUUCGAAAUCAUAUCGUUAAGUUUUGAAAAAUGGAAAACAAUUUAA
Messenger RNA from Episyrphus balteatus (marmalade hoverfly), 1726 nucleotides. It is a transcript of the gene GluRS-m, whose product is annotated as probable glutamate--tRNA ligase, mitochondrial. Gene Ontology annotation, biological process: glutamyl-tRNA aminoacylation. The transcript has 9 exons. The record is from RefSeq and is a predicted model, not a curated record. The coding region runs from base 123 to 1646 and encodes 507 amino acids. Gene Ontology annotation, molecular function: tRNA binding; zinc ion binding; glutamate-tRNA ligase activity. NCBI's taxonomy places the organism in Eukaryota, Metazoa, Arthropoda, Insecta, Diptera, Syrphidae.